UCACGUGUUCGCGAGACUUCGCCGUCCACCUCCGUCGCCUUCCCCAACUUCCCGACUCCUCUCCAUCCAAGCAGCAGCACCGCCAUAGACACACUGCACACGCCCAGACCAAUCUGCUGCUUCCGGCGUGCCGGGUUCCGCGGAUCGCGAGCUUGGACAGACCGCUCGAUCAGAGCGCACCUGAGUCACCGUUUCUGCCCCCGCGCGAUGGCGUCCCCGCCGCCGCCGCCGCUGCUGCUAACGCUGGUGUGGGCGGCGGCGCUCCUGUGGUGCCGCGGAUGCGACGCGCGGUUCGUUGUGGAGAAGAACAGCCUCAGGGUGACGGCGCCGGAGGCGCUCAAGGGCGCCUACGAGUGCGCCAUCGGCAACUUCGGCGUACCGCAGUACGGCGGCACCAUGGUCGGCGUCGUGGCCUACCCCAAGGCCAACCGGAAGGCCUGCAAGGGGUUCGAUGAAUUCGAUGUUUCCUUCAAGGCCAGGCCCGGGGCGCUGCCCACCUUCCUGCUCGUCGACAGGGGAGAUUGCUACUUCGCAAAGAAGGCAUGGAAUGCGCAAAAUGCAGGUGCAGUGGCGAUCCUUGUUGCCGAUGACAGGGAUGAACCUUUAAUCACGAUGGACACGCCUGAAGAGAGUGGAAGGGUGGAAUAUUUAGAGAACAUCACCAUCCCCUCUGCGCUAAUAUCCAAAAGCUUCGGUGAUAGGCUCAAGAAAGCUAUCGAUAACGGAGACAUGGUUAAUGUGAACUUGGAUUGGAGGGAGUCUCUGCCCCACCCCGAUGAGCGUGUUGAGUAUGAAUUCUGGACCAACAGUAACGAUGAAUGUGGUCCAAAAUGUAAUAGCCAGAUUGAUUUCGUCAAGAGCUUUAAAGGAGCAGCCCAGGUACUUGAGAAGAAGGGAUACACACAGUUCACUCCGCAUUACAUUACCUGGUAUUGCCCGGAGGCCUACACUUUAAGUAAGCAGUGCAAAUCCCAGUGUAUCAACCAUGGGAGGUAUUGUGCACCUGAUCCGGGUCAGGAUUUCAGCAAAGGGUAUGAUGGGAAAGAUGUAGUAGUACAAAAUUUACGACAAGUCUGUGUUUAUAAAGUUGCUAAGGAGAGCAAGAAACCUUGGCUGUGGUGGGAUUAUGUGACUGAUUUUGCAGUUCGGUGCCCAAUGAAAGAAAAGAAGUACACCAAGGAAUGUGCUGAUGGAGUUAUCAAAUCACUUGGCCUUGAUCACAAAGCAAUAGAUAAAUGUAUUGGUGAUCCAGAUGCUGAUGAAGAAAACCCUAUUUUGAAAGCUGAGCAAGAUGCACAGAUUGGCAAGGGCUCUCGUGGUGAUGUCACUAUCUUACCAACUCUUGUAAUUAACAAUAGACAAUACAGAGGGAAACUUGACAAAGCAGCAGUUCUUAAAGCACUUUGUGCUGGAUUUCGAGAAACUACCGAGCCAGCUGUUUGCUUGAGUGAAGAUAUACAAACAAACGAGUGCUUGGAGAACAAUGGUGGCUGUUGGCAAGACAAGGCUGCUAACAUCACUGCUUGCAAGGACACUUUCCGUGGAAAAGUGUGUGAAUGUCCAGUUGUGGAAGGUGUAAAAUUCGUUGGUGAUGGUUACACACAUUGUGAAGCUUCCGGAGCUGGGCGGUGUCAGAUUAACAAUGGAGGCUGUUGGAAAGAAACCAUGAAUGGCCGUACAUACUCUGCUUGUACUGCUGACGGCUGUAAGUGCCCGGAUGGGUUCAAAGGCGAUGGAAUCCACAAAUGUGAAGAUAUUGAUGAAUGCAAGGAAAGGACUGCAUGCCAGUGCAAGGAAUGCAACUGCAAGAACACAUGGGGAAGUUAUGAGUGCGGCUGCAGUGGAGGCUUGCUGUACAUGAAGGAGCAUGACACAUGCAUAAGCAAGAGUGCAGCAGCACAGGUAGGCUGGAACUUCCUAUGGGUCGUCUUCUUCGGCCUAGCGGCAGUAGGAAUCGCAGGAUAUGCAGUGUAUAAGUAUUGGAUCCGGAGGUACAUGGAUUCAGAGAUCCGCGCCAUCAUGGCGCAGUACAUGCCCCUGGAGAACCAGGGAGAGAUUCCCAGUCAUUCUCACCAUAUUGAGAUGUGAAGAACAACGCCAGAGCGGCUUAUGGAACGAGCAUUUUUUGUCUGGCAUGUGUGAUUGUAGUGAUCUUAUUGUACAGCAUACUAAGACAUCCUGUAAAUUUCUAGAUUAAUCACUCACAGUGCCAAGACAUAGCGGACUCCUUGUUGCUUGUUGCGAGGAUGUUUAAACCGUACAGUCCAAAGUUCAAAAUCAUUACAUACAUAACUUCACGGAAUUGGCGAAUCAUAUCAGCCCCUUAGACCUUGCUGAUAA
Messenger RNA from Triticum dicoccoides, 2340 nucleotides. Its product is annotated as vacuolar-sorting receptor 1-like. Gene Ontology annotation, molecular function: calcium ion binding. The transcript has 12 exons. The record is from RefSeq and is a predicted model, not a curated record. NCBI's taxonomy places the organism in Eukaryota, Viridiplantae, Streptophyta, Magnoliopsida, Poales, Poaceae. The coding region runs from base 208 to 2088 and encodes 626 amino acids.